Molecule: messenger RNA, 303 nt
Organism: Microsporum canis CBS 113480
Lineage: Eukaryota; Fungi; Ascomycota; Eurotiomycetes; Onygenales; Arthrodermataceae
Exons: 3
Coding region: 1-303 (100 amino acids)
Source: RefSeq, a predicted model, not a curated record
AUGUCUUUGUUUACUGCUUACACAUUCAACAGUCUCCAAUUUGCUAUGCAAUACAACUAUCUAGAACUUUCAGACGACGUUAAGGAUUUAAGACGAGAUUAUGAUCUCCUCUUGCGAGGGCUAGCUGAAUUAUGUGUUUACUCCAACAGUCGGCCCAUUGCCAAUAGAUAUCUUAAUAUACCCUCUUGCUUGCUAAGCAAACUGUCAAAUGCUAAACUCACAAAGACCGAAUACGGGACAUGCGAUGAUGACUGUAAGAACCAAAGCGAAACAAACCAGGAGGUAGCGCCAAAUGCCCACUGA